This is a messenger RNA of Anguilla anguilla (European eel), 3451 nucleotides long. It is a transcript of the gene slc9a8, whose product is annotated as solute carrier family 9 member 8. Gene Ontology annotation, cellular component: membrane; Golgi apparatus. Lineage: Eukaryota; Metazoa; Chordata; Actinopteri; Anguilliformes; Anguillidae. Gene Ontology annotation, biological process: regulation of pH; proton transmembrane transport; sodium ion transport. Gene Ontology annotation, molecular function: sodium:proton antiporter activity. The transcript is spliced from 16 exons. Bases 118 to 2085 code for a protein of 655 amino acids. The record is from RefSeq and is a predicted model, not a curated record.
ACGGUGAACCAGGAAGUAUAGCCGUGGUGUAGUCCAAAACAUAAGGCGAUAUGGAAUGGACUGAAAUCUUAGUUACAAUUUAACGGAAUUGUAACAUUUUAAGGGACAUUUCUAAGGAUGGAAAAUUUAAAAAACCAAGUAUUAAUGUACCUAACGUUAUUGCUUCUACAUCCAGCGUUAAUUGUGACAGAGCAAGUUCUGAGCCAACAUUCUGGUUUACAUUCUAGUGAUGACGCCGGAGGUAAUGGGGGACCAGAACUUAUUAGUAAUACAGGCGACGCUAAACAAAUAGCAGCAAAAAACGACAUUGAACUUUCUGCCAACCAGCGUUUGGUUGAUGGACAACCGGGGUCAACUAGCAGGCUUAAUGACACUGAAAAUCCCAGCAAUGAGUCACUCCACACCACAGCCGUUGCCAAGGCAACUACCCCUUCACCUCCAACCCCCAAGCCCAUCCUGCCAGUGCAGACCGGGGUCAAAGCCCAGGAGGAGGAGCAGUCCAGUGGGAUGACCAUCUUCUUCAGCCUCCUGGUCAUUGGUAUUUGCAUCAUAUUGGUGCACCUUCUUAUAAAGUUCAAGCUGCAUUUCUUGCCAGAGAGUGUUGCAGUUGUGUCUUUGGGUAUUCUAAUGGGUGCUUUCAUAAAGAUCAUAGAGUUUCAGGAACUGGCCAAUUGGAAGGAAGAAGAAAUGUUUCGACCAAACAUGUUUUUCCUCCUCCUGCUUCCACCCAUCAUCUUUGAGUCUGGGUAUUCCCUGCACAAGGGUAACUUUUUCCAAAAUAUAGGAUCCAUCACCCUAUUUGCUGUCAUUGGUACAGCCAUCUCUGCUUUCAUCGUUGGAGGAGGCAUCUACUUCCUUGGGCAGGCAGAUGUCAUUUACAAGAUGACUAUGACUGACAGUUUUGCCUUUGGCUCACUCAUCUCAGCCGUUGACCCUGUGGCCACCAUCGCCAUCUUCAACGCGCUCAACAUUGAUCCCGUUCUCAACAUGCUGGUGUUCGGCGAGAGCAUUCUCAACGACGCCGUUUCCAUCGUGCUCACCAACACGGCAGAGGGCUUCGCUCGCUCAGAAAACUCGACGGUGACGGGCUGGGAGACCUUUACGCAGGCUCUUGGGUACUUCCUGAAGAUGUUCUUCGGCUCCGCGGCACUGGGCACGCUCACUGGGCUCAUCUCUGCCAUUAGCCUCAAACACUUUGACCUGAGGAAGACGCCUUCCCUGGAAUUUGGGAUGAUGAUAAUAUUUGCUUACCUUCCGUAUGGUCUGGCUGAGGGCAUCAAAUUGUCUGGCAUCAUGGCCAUCCUGUUUUCUGGGAUUGUGAUGUCACACUACACCCACCACAACCUGUCCCCAGUCACUCAGAUCCUCAUGCAGCAGACCCUGCGAACUGUGGCCUUCAUGUGCGAGACGUGCGUGUUUGCCUUCCUGGGCCUGUCCAUCUUCAGCUUCCCGCAUAAGUUUGAGCUGUCCUUUGUCAUCUGGUGCAUAGUCCUUGUGCUGGUGGGUCGAGCAGUGAACAUCUUCCCUCUCUCCUUCCUGCUCAACUUCUUCCGUGACCACAAGAUCACACCUAAGAUGAUGUUUAUCUUGUGGUUCAGUGGCCUCCGUGGAGCCAUUCCUUAUGCCCUGAGCCUCCAUCUGGGCCUGGAGCCCCUGGAGAAGCGUCAGCUGAUCGGAACGACCACCAUUGUCAUCGUCCUCUUCACUAUCCUGCUGAUGGGCGGUGGCACCAUGCCCCUUAUCCGCCUUAUGGACAUCGCAGAGAGCCAAUCACAUCGCAAAAACAAGAAGGAUGUCAACCUCAGCAAGACUGAGAAAAUGGGCAACGCCAUUGAGUCUGAGCACCUGUCUGAGCUGACAGAGGAGGAGUACGAAGCGCACAUCUACCAGCGUCAGGACCUAAAGGGCUUCAUGUGGCUGGAUGCCAAGUACCUCAACCCUUUCUUCACCCGGCGCCUCACUCAGGAGGACCUGCUGCACGGCCGAAUCCAGAUGAAGACACUGACAAACAAGUGGUACGAGGAGGUGCGCCAGGGCCCUUCAGGCUCAGAGGAUGAGGAGGAAGAGGAGGCGGAGCUGCUCUGAGGGGGUGCUACUGAUACAGACUUCCACAGGAAAAGAUGGGACUGUACCACUUUUACAGAUGAACCCUGCCCCCCUCCACUGGAGCAAACCAUUUAAUGUGAACCAAAAUGAUGAAUGUUUGAAAUGAAGGAACAUUUAGAAAGUCACACUGUGAAGACCUGACACAACUGGAGUUUAUUUACACAAAAUGGGCACACAUACUAAAUGUAAGACAGAAAAAAGAAGGGAAUUCUCUCAACCAAAAAGAGCAAUAUUAUUGCAACUUCCUGCAUUUAAGUAAUCUUUUUUAUGAUCUUAUUUCUGUGUCAAUAUGACACUAAGUACCAAUGAAUGUUCUGGGCUGAUGGGCUUUGAAUCUGGGCUGUGGAUUUUUGUAUUUUAUCUUUUUUCAUUUGUAUUUGUGUGUUGAUUUAUGUUUCCUUGGACAGCAGUGUAGAUUUUAUAAUAUUGUCAUAUUUCCAGGGAGUGCUACUUAGUAAAAGCUGCACACUGCAGGAUGUGUCAAAAAAUGAAGGGAGGUUUUUUUUCCAUUCUGCCUGGGGAAUUCUGCUGGAAAUAAUGGCAUAUCCAUGAAUCACAUGCUAUUCAAAUGACAGUUUAGGGAACGAGUGGUUGGCCCCUUGUGAUUCAUAUAAAAGCCAUAUUUGUUGCUGUAUAAUAUUGCUGUAAAAAUAACCUAGGUUCAGAACUGUUGUGGAUUGAUCACAGAGCACCUUUAUGAUGUAAUUUCUAUUAAUUUGCCUGUGGUUGACCACAAUUUGACGAAUGUCAGUUUUCUUGUUUAACAGUGAAAAAUGUUUCAUGAUUAUUUAAUUAUUGCACAUAAUAAUCCUCCACAUGUGUUAAUUAGUUUUGCUUUGGAUUCCCUUUUUCUUUAAAUUGUCUUAAGUAUCCGUGUUUUCCUCACCACUAGAGCUCACACGCUGGUGUGGAUGUUUGGGAUGUCCAAUCAAAACAGUGCAGCGAGGUAGAAGUCUCAAUUUGAUAUUUAUGGUGAGGGGAGAAGCAUCAGGAUAAAGCAGGAGCCAUUUCACUGGGUGUCUGGAUGCCACAUUCAUAAUGCAUAACGCAGCCAACAGUUUAAUUUUUUUAUGAGCGUGAUCAGUUUUCAUUCAUUCUUAUAUGAUAUGCAAAUCUACCCUUUGAUACAUGUGUAAUACUGUUUACCAGAAGUGGUAAUCCAGUGAAUCUUACAGCUUGUGGUUAUAGAUAUUGCUUUAAUGUUGGAGGUCUGUGCUUCUGGGAAGUGGACAUGAUUAACUUUUCUUAGGCCCUCCUAGCUUUUCAAUGAUGAAGUCAAAUACUGAAACUGUACUCACAUAACGGUAAUGUCUUCAGCUGUAAGAAUAAAGACACACUAAUGCAC